This is a messenger RNA of Bombyx mori (domestic silkworm), 1683 nucleotides long. Its product is annotated as probable phytanoyl-CoA dioxygenase. The record is from RefSeq and is a predicted model, not a curated record. Gene Ontology annotation, biological process: fatty acid alpha-oxidation. Gene Ontology annotation, molecular function: phytanoyl-CoA dioxygenase activity. The transcript is spliced from 7 exons. NCBI's taxonomy places the organism in Eukaryota, Metazoa, Arthropoda, Insecta, Lepidoptera, Bombycidae. Bases 725 to 1657 code for a protein of 310 amino acids.
AUUUUGAAGUCGUCGUGGCACGUUAGACCGGCCGCCUGCCUGACGUCAAUCCUCCUUGGGAAUGCUUUUGUUGACCUUGGGCCGAGGUUUUAUUGGCUUUGGUCUGGCUUUGGCUGUUAGUCGCCUUCUACGACACCCAUGAGCUAAGUUUGGGUUGGGGGUAUUCUUAGGCGCCCACCACACGUUAAUUAUAUAAAUUGGCAAAAAUCUUAUUUUGCAAAUUGAAUAAUGGAAUAAUCUUAUCAAAUUAGUGUAUUGUCAUCGGUCCUCGAUAAAUCUACAAAGUUUGAAUGAAUUCUGGCCGUUUAAAGUGGGUCAAAAUCGCGUCUAAAGGAGUCAGCUACAAACAUACAAACAUACAUACAAGUGAAGCUAAUAUAAAGCCUGUAAAAAAAUCCGAGAUAUUAAACAAAAAUAUACAGUCCAAUUGAUUAACCUCUUAUUUUUUUUUAAGUCUAUUCAUGCUAUUUUUAAUUCGAAGCUCCGUUCCGUGAAAUUAUUUUAUUAAAAUAUUUCGUUCAUUUCUUACGUAUCCACCGUCCAGAUCAGGCUACUGUUACAAACACCUUGACGUGUGUAUAAUAAAAGACAAAACAACAAUAAUUAAAUGUUUUAAUAUUAAUGAAACUAAGCGAAACAGAAAUAUCAUUAUAAAUUUUGGAUAAGUGUUUUUUUUUUUUUUAAAUAUUGCAAAAUACUAACCGUUCUGAAAUAAAUUUGAAGAAUGAAUUACAAAAGGAUUUCACCGAAAUAUGUAUCAUCAGCAGAAUAUAAGCUGACGAAACAACAAAAACAGUUUUAUGAGGAGAAUGGCUACUUGUUAUUCAGAAACCUGUUCGAAUCGACCAGCUUAGACCGUUACAGGAAAAGAUUUUCCGAAUUAUGUCAUCAACCAGAAAAGGUAACGAUUAUCAAGGAGAACUCUUUAGUUAGCGCCAAGAAGACUCCUGAAGAAUACGUUUACAAGAUUCAGGAUAUAAUAAACGAUGAGGUCUACAUGUCGUACAGCGAAGACUCCAGAGUACUGGAUAUAGUUUCUCAGCUGAUCGGCGAUGACAUCUCCGCCGUCAAUCUGAUGCUGAUCAACAAGCCGCCGGAGUCGACCAGACACCCCGCCCAUCAGGAUCAGUGGUAUUUCCCUUUCGGGCCAACAGACAAGAUCAUAGCGAUGUGGACGGCUCUGGAUCCGGCGAACUUACAGAAUGGGUGUCUGUACAUUGUGCCGGGCUCGCACAAGUGCGGAAAACUGUUUAAGCACGUAACAUUUAAGAAUUCAAAGAAGUUCUUUCACGUUAUCGCUGACGAGGACCAGCUGGCUCCGUUGAGCAACCGACUCUAUUUGGAGAUGUCUCCGGGAGACACGGUCUUCUUCCAUCCCUACCUGAUACAUGGCUCCGGUCCUAACGAUACCAAGGACUACAGGAAGGCGUUGACCAUCCACUACGCCAACAGUGCGUGUCACUACGUCGACCUGCGGGGCACCGUGCAAGAGGAAUUGAGCACAGGUACCCUCAACAAUGCUUAUUUUGAUGUCCAUUGCUGCACGUGUAGGACUGCGGCCCAUAAACAUCACGCCUCAACGCACAAGGCUGAAGUCUCAAUCUUAAUCUACGACUGUCCUACUAAUCCAAGGAGUUUCUGUUUCUUUAUAAAAUAAAUAAUAAUUUAAAAAAACUAACGAAA